Pecten maximus is the source of this 7218-nucleotide messenger RNA. RefSeq lists its product as uncharacterized. Lineage: Eukaryota; Metazoa; Mollusca; Bivalvia; Pectinida; Pectinidae. Bases 238 to 1347 code for a protein of 369 amino acids. The record is from RefSeq and is a predicted model, not a curated record. The transcript is spliced from 10 exons.
UGUUUACAUAAUACUUGUGUAAACCUGUUCGGUAGAGGUCAGAGGUCAUGCUAUUUUUACUUUGACUGACCAUGGGUCAAAGCGCGGGUCUAAUAGGAUUAGCGUCACUCUCGUACUCGAUGUUGAUAUUAUACUGUACAUGUGUAAGUCCGGUACACACAUCCGUGGCGAAGUAUUGAUCAACGCACCUUGAGCCUUUGUGCCUUUAAAACACGGAUCUAGAGACCUUUAAUCACCAUGACAACAGUAAAAUAUCCAGGCGACACAGAUGAGGCCCAUCCUGAAAAGUUCAACAUAGAGGCCAUGCCGCCGCAACCCAAGGAGAAGAAGCCAGGACAAUUGUCGGAGGACAUGAUCAGGCAGUUCUUUACCGAGGGCUUUGUAGUGGUGGAGGACUUUUUUAAGGCAGAAGAGCUCGAGGCCUGUAAGGAUGCCAUCAAACGGCUUGUUGAUGAUUUGGCUCUCAAGUUGUAUAAUGCUGGCAAAAUCAAGAAACUGUACAAGGAGUGUGGAUUUUAUGAAAGACUGGCCACUAUUGAAAAGGAGUUUCCUGGGGCUAACAUUAUCCUCCACAAACUGGGAGCCAUGCCUUUUGAAAUACAACAGCUGUGGUCUAAUGAGAGACUCCUGAAUGUAGUUGAGCAGCUAAUCGGCCCUGACAUCAUUGGACAUCCAGUGUGGAACCUCCGCACCAAGACACCUCAGAAUGAGGCUACAACAGUACCAUGGCAUCAAGAUGUUGGCUACCUUGACAAUAGCUCCUACACUGUACUCCAACCCACAGCCUGGAUCCCGCUGCUGGACACGGACGAAAACAAUGGAUGUAUGCAGAUGGCGGGAAAAGGCCACAAGACGGGUAAGAUAGCCACACAUCAGUGUUGUCAUGGUGGCACCUGGUACGUGAUGCUGGAGGAGGAGGAAAUGAAGAAAAAAUUAGACAUAGAUGUUGAUAAUGACAUACAGAUUUGCCCCAUACCCUACAGAGGAAUGCUUCUCUUCAACAACCUCAUACCACAUCGGAGCCUUCCAAACAUGUCCAAACAGAUAAGGUGGAGUUUUGAUUUAAGAUGGCAGAGACCUUCGGAACCUGUCGGAUUUUAUGGUAUUAAAGAAGGAAUACUGAUGAGAUCCUCGAAGGACCCAAACAUGAAGAUAGACUGGGAAGAGUUCAAUGGUUUAAACAGACAUAUUAAAGCUCAAGAAGUCAUCUCCGGAGAGAAAAUUGAGGAGUUUGACACCACCAUACAGGGACCAUGGAUGAAAAAGUGGGAAAUUGUACAUGUCAAUCAUCAUGUCAAUGCACAUCGACAACAGGAAGGUGACCCUUCUAAGUGGACAAAGGCAUAGGUCAAAACAAGGUCAAGUCUGUCGUCCUAAAAUGUGGACCAAGGCAUAGCUCAAACUUGCCUGUUAUUUUAGCGAUAAAGUUAGCAUAGUGGAUAUUUAGACUUUUAAAGAUUUAAAGAAAUUUUAGGCAUAAUAUCAGCAUGCUUUUCUAGCUGCAUUUGAAAAUUUUAUAAAUCUAUAUGUACAUUUACUUAUAAUUACAUACAUAUAUGUUUUAUAGAUACCUUGAAAAUUAUAUUAUUAUGAAGAAUAUAUAUUUACUUACAUACAGAUAUGAUAUAUAGAUAUAUUGAAAAUUUAUUAUGAAGAUAUUUUUCGAUGACAGCAUUUUAUGUGAUGAUUUUUAAUUAAUUUAAAGCUACCCAAGUUGGAAUGGUUCUGACUAUAAAUCAUCUUUAUUUUACUACUGUAAAAGGUGAUAUUUUCGCGGGGGGUUAAUUUUGGUGAUUUCGAUAUGUAAACUAUACGCGUUGGGGUAAUUUUCGGGAUCGAUCCACCUUCAUUUGGAGUUUGAGAUGAUGCAUAUUGAUAUCAAAAUAAUAAGCGUCAGGAAAAUUUUUGCGAUCAAAAGGACUUUGUGUAAUUAGCGUAAAUUUCCCCCUCGCAUAAAUGUCCAUGUUUACAGUAUAAGAAAUCAUUUGCUGACUACAGAAGUUUAAAAACAGUUAAAUUGCUAGAAUCAUUUUGACUAAAGCUGGCCUUGGAGACUGUACAAUAGUCAGCAUUGGCAUGGGUUAUUAUUAUAGAAUGGGUGUACUGUUGAAAUACGGAUUCUCAGUUGUGUUAUCAAUAUACAUUAUAUGAUAUCCAGUAGCUAGAUAUGUACACAAAGUGUACUGUUGUCUUUAUAUUGGUAAAUACAUUACCCCUAUGCAGUUCUAACUCUAUCUGCGGAUAUUUGUGAAGAGUAUAUGACUUCGAUAUUUUCCUAAGAUUAUACUAUGUCAUUGUGGUUGAUGUCUUACAAGUUCUCGGGAAAUUCAUGACUUCAUAUUUUAACAUCGAUGGCUGAUUUGUAACAUAGCUUUAUUAACAUUAUACUAAAAUAAAACAACGGAACUUAAUUGUUCCUGGCAUGUCUGUAUACAAGGAUCAAGAUCAUUGACUUAGUUUGCUCACCUCUUGAAAAGAAGGGGGAGCUUUUUUGGUCACAAUCGUGUCGGUGUCAGCGUUCAUUUCUAAAUACAUGUAUUUAUAUAUGAAUUUUAACAAAUUAAUGGGAACUCAAAGUUAUAAAACAGACAACAAUGAGAUGUGAUUAAAUCAGUACAGAAGCCAUUUUAUAAACCACUGUCUAAUAUCACACAGACAUCUUUAAAGUUACAAUAAAGGGGCAUAACUCUGUUGUUACUGGUCAUUUAGCCAAAUGUAGCAGUGUGGAAGGCAUGAAAUCCAGACAAUUUUGGCAAUUUUUUACAGGGAACAUAAUUGUAAGUUUAAUGAGGGUUCACUAAAUACAACAAACUCAGCUGUUGUUUCUCCAGCACUCACCUUACAAAUUUUAUUUUUGUUUUGUUAUUUUUUGGAGUCUGUUUUGUAGAUAUUUACUGGAAUAGCCUUAAAUGUAAAAGUUGUGUAUUUUGUAUAUAACCUAUGACUGUGUAAUCUAUCAAUCAACAAGGUUUUACUUUGAAUUAAUUGUUUAAAUUAACCAGAUUUGUUUUGUUAACCUUACAAUGAUACUAAUUCUUACAAACAAACCUUUCAUGUCUUUAUGACAAGAUUUGGGAAAGUUCUAAGGAAGUUGUUAUAGAUUCCUAAUUUUCAUUCCACCAUAAGAAAAAUGUAUUUGUCACUUAAAAUUUCGAAUUUCUUUAUAUUAUAUUUGUAGAAUAUUGAUUAUAUCAGCUAUUUUUUUUUAAAUAUUUGUAGAAUAUUGAUUAUAUUAGCUCAGUUUUUAAAUAUUUGUAGAUUUUUGACUAUAUUAGCUCAUAAAAGCUGUUAAAAUGUUCAUAUAAUAAUACAUAUGUAUAUUACUGUAUCAAUUACAGGUUACAGCCAUCAAUAUCAUGUAUACACAAUUUGCUUUCUUUUAAAUUUAAUUGUCAUGAUGUUACUGAUAUAAAAGAGAAAAAGUCCAGGGUAAAGGAGCCAUAUAGGUCUCCAUUGUUACUUGCCAUUUUCAUUCUGUUUUAAAGCUUCAUAUUGUUAUAUGUAUUUGAUUUGACCGUGCCAUACAGGCUACCUGUAUAUAGCAAAACCUGUCCAUGAAGACACACCUGUUUAAGUUUCAGUUGUAACAUCAAUUAUUUUAGCUCACCUCUCAAAGAGAAGGAUAGAUUAUGUUAUGGUGUCUGUAGGUCUUGGUUGAUGUUGAAAGGCCUCACUAAACUCCAUUUUUGGAGAUUUUUGGAGAAAAACUUUUUUUUUUUUUUUUUUUUUUAACAUUUUGGACUCUUUACGUCAAAUCCAGUGUUAAGUUUUGGUACCAGCGUUCUAAUAUUUGGUUUUAGGGUUGCUGUGUGGGUUCACUUUUAUUUCCCAGAGUAGAAUAUGUUUCAAAAUUAUGUUAAUUUCAAUGCUUUCUACGAUGCAAACAAUAAUUCAAAGUAUGUCUAUUUCACCUUUAAAUUUUGCGAUAUUUUUUGUUAGAAUAUUUGUGUACAUGUAUAUUGCAAUAUAGAUUCCAUUUGGUUUAUUUGCCCCCUAAUUCUAGUGUGAGGUAUAAUAUGCAAUACAAGGUUAUCUUUGUACUGAUGAUGGUGCUAUAAUAAUAAACUUGUAUAAUAUGUGGGGGGGUGGGGGGGGGGGGGGGGAUCCCUGCUACCUAGCAUAGGUUCAGAUGCAAUAUUUUCAUCUCUUCUUUAAAAUUAUUUUUAAUCUUAAUAUGCCAUUUUGGUGAAAACAGAUAAUUGCAUAUUCUCCAUCCAUCCAUUAACUUUUAAUGACUUGGUUUUGGUGAUUUAAAUGCUCAGGGUCAUGGUCAGAUGAGCUGCUACCAAGUUUGUUACAAUGAAUGACCAUGACAUAUUCUCAAGGUUACAUGUUAGAUAUGAUGUUAAAAUCGUUUAUAAAGAAGUUACAGUAAAUAACCCAAGAGAUUAUGGGCCUGUAUCAGGCUGUGAUGAACAGCACGAAAAUGAUUUCAAAUAAAUAAAUUUCGUCUGUUUUCAUUUGGCAUCACAUGAAUGACUUUUAAAUAAACUUUGAAGUUGCAUGAAUAAAACCGUUUGUAAUUUCCAGUUUGAUGAUUUUGUGAUAAUGACUUCCAUGGUAGUAAGUUUAAUAACAGAAAAUCGAUACAGGCCCAUUGGAACUUUUGCUACAUAGUUUAAUAUGUUACUAAAAUUCUUUUAUCAUUUUUUUCCUUUUGCAAUCUACGAGCAUUAGUUACAUGUACAUACUUUUCAAAUCUAUUGAUUUCCCCAACUCUUAUUUGCGUUAGCAUUAGGCUGAAUAUUUUUAUCUUGUAUACUAUUUGUAGAUAUUCAAAUUGUGCUUGUUUAUUAUAUAUUAACUCAGCAUCGAAGGUUUUAUAAACAAAGUUAUCAGUUAUUGUAAAGGUCUCGUUUUGUAUCAGCUACUCGGCUUCAGUUUUGUUAAUGAAUUCUUAGAUAUUGAUUGUUUAAUUGUGCAAAUUCUGGUAUCAUUUUACAUUCCUUUUGAAUUUGUUUAUAUUGUUUUCUUUAUUGAUUUUGGUGAUUUGAAUGUCUUAAGGUCGUACCGUCAAGAUUCUGCUGUUGCCAAUAUUGUAUUCAAUAGCAAUAAAAAUAUACAUGUAUAUAAAGCAAUGUAAAUAUAAGAGAAAUUCAGUUAAAUCAUUAUAUUUUGUGAUUUUUUUUUUAAAUCACUGAUAUAUGGAGAGUUUGUGUCACUACGUUAAUUUUGUAAAAUUAGAAUUAUUUUUAUUUCCAUUUCUGCCAAAUUCGUUCCACGUUUGUUCCAGACAAAGAAUUUUGUUAGUGUUGUAUGUAACUCAUAUUUUAUCCUCACUCAUAGUUUUUAUAGAGAAAGCAAUAUAUUUGUUUAUGAUCUGUUUGUGUUGAGUUUGUAUUCCAAGUCAAAUCUGUCUACGUAAUGGUUGAGAAUGUUGCGCAUUUUUAGGUCACCUGAGACGAAGUAUAAACUGACCUAUUCUUACCGCCUUUUGUUCGUUAUCCUCCGUCGUCUGUUCGUUAACUGUUUACAAUUUUGACAUUUUCUCAAUAAGCAGGAGGCCUAGAGACCCGAUAAUGAGCCUACAUUAUGCUGGGGUGAAUUGAUAUCAAAAUUGUUCAAUUGAAUGACAUUGACUUUUAUUGAAGGUCACAGGGGUCAAAUAUUCUAAAAUCUUUAAAGGACAUUUUCUGAAUAGCCAAGCGGCCCAGAGACACAUAUAUAUAUGUCUGCAGAGACGUGAUAUUGAGCCUUUAGCAUGUUAGACAACGAAGUUUGUUUAAAUGAUUGACUAACCUUAAUUCCAUGCCACUUGGCUUAAAUAUCCUAACAUAAUAUAAACGUCUUCUUCUGGAGAACCAACACAUUAAGAAACCUGAUAUUUGGCCAGUAGCAUGCUGGGGUGAACGGCAUCGACCUCAAAUUCAAGGUCACAGGAAUCAAAUCUGCCAAAAUAUAUCAAAACUAUAGUGACUGUUUAAGCCCAUGGGCCUCUUGUAUCAAUAUCUUGAUGGAAACCCUUGUGGACAAAAUCUUCGUCCUUUUCACACAAUCCCGGUUAAGGACAUGAACAGAUAAGUGUUCUCCUUUUCCUAAACAGCCUGCACGCGCAUUUAUUCUGAAAACUACAACUCGCAAUGUGAUGACGUAAACUUUAUGCUGCAUGACCUUAUCACAAUCGAGUGACGUCGUCAAUUUCGCCGCACUUUUCGUGCGCCAUUAUGACAUGAUGAUGUACUGAUAUUAUAAAACUUGUGAUAUCAAAAGAUUGAAAAGUGUUGAACAAAAAAAUGAUCACCAUGAGUGAUGCAAGCUUCGUUACCUUGUACAUAUAGCGAGUUUUCAACAAUAAAUCUGUAUGAAUAACUGUAUGACUUGAUAAAACAAAAUCCCAGCGUCACGCUAAGUGCAGAUUGAUCUCAAUCUUGGAAUUUGUACAUGAACAUCUAUUCUUCAAAAUAUACAUAUACAUGUAUGUCUACUUUACACAUAGGUGAAUGGUCCUGUUAGUCCUGGGCAAAGUUUGCCAAAGGACCCGUGUAUAUGUCUGACCUUUUCCAGAGAAACCCUAGAGAAAUAAAAGGUCUUCAACCUACCGCUUACAAUAUAUAUAUAACUACUAUAUGCUGUAAUCGUAAGCUCUUGGGGUUCGGCUUGGCUUUGCCAUUGGAAUUCCAUAUAGUUCCAUUUAUUUGAAGCAAUCUAUCUGACAUUCGUAUAUAUAGUUUUUACAGUAAAACACCAGUUGUUUUAUACCUUUUGAAACAUUCAAUGCACGAACGUACGUAGUGGCAAAGGUUUUUGGAAUUCCCAGAGGGAAUUUAAUGCGUCCAGAAUAUCAAGCCUCAGAAAAUUACAUUUAUAGAUUUCUCGAGAAAGUACGUCUUUUAAACAGAAACCUUGCUAUAUACUAAACGAUAAAAGAAACGCAAAUUUCAGAAAUUGCCCGGUUUACUACGGGAAAUAAAAAGAUGUUAUGGAAUGUAAUGAUAGUGUAAUUGAAAGAUAGGGAACCACUCUCAUCUCAGACAAUUUUAUCCAUGUAAGUUUAAGACCCUCUCAAAUUCUAGGUUGAUCCGAGGGUACCCCUAUCAAAAUGUAUAGCAUUAUGAGCACAUCAAUAUCUGAUAUGUCCGCGUAAAUCCCGUUUUACAAAAGACUGCUUGAAAAUAAUAUUCUGUUGUAAUGAUUAUAUUUACGAAAUGAUUUUCGUCAAAAUAGAGGGGUAUUUAAUUACAUCAUUGACUGAAAAUAAAAUGCUGGUUAUUAAUUGUU